Molecule: messenger RNA, 4851 nt
Organism: Lotus japonicus
Lineage: Eukaryota; Viridiplantae; Streptophyta; Magnoliopsida; Fabales; Fabaceae
Exons: 9
Coding region: 357-4541 (1394 amino acids)
Source: RefSeq, a predicted model, not a curated record
CUUCCUUUAAUUUUGGCGGUUUCCUUUCUUUCUUGUGCUAGUGCCUCGUUUUGUGCUCAAUUUCUUUCUCUCUCUCUCUCUCGCAAAUACAAUGGUUACAACAAGGAAGUUACAAUUAAAAUAUCACCCGUUCACAACAAUGACCACUUAGCUAACGCUCUCUCUCUUUCUCACACACUCUCUCUUCGUCUCUUUCUCCAGUUGGUGAUGGUGGUUGCAGAGAAAGAGAAAGAGAACGUGAUGGAAUCAUCAUCAUCAUCAUCAUGAAUGUGCUGAAUUUGAAGAAGAAAACGCCGCUAAACGCACACAAAUAGAAGCAAACACAGUGAGAAUUGAGAAAGAGAAGAAGAAGAAGAAUGUUUAGACUGCACAAGCACAGGUCUGCGAAAUCAGGUGACAGAAUCGAGUUCAGAAUCUCUCAUCUCAAGGCUCUGCAGGUACCCAAGGGGUGGGACAAGCUGUUUGUUUCUGUUGUUUCAAUAGAAAAUGGCAAAACAGUUGCAAAAUCAGGCAAAGUACCGGUGCGGAAUGGGAGUUGUCAAUGGUCGGAUACAUUUUCAGAAUCUAUAUGGUUUUCAAGAGAUGAUUCUUCCAAGGAGGCUGAUGAUUGCCUCCUCAAGCUUAUUGUUGCCAUGGGAUCUUUAAGAUCUGGCAUCUUGGGAGAAGCUACUGUUAAAAUGAACAGCUAUGUGAGUUCUGAUACUGCUAUUCCACUUUCAAUCCCGCUUAAGAAGUGCAACCAUGGGACAGUUUUGCAUGUAACUGUCCAGUGCCUUACACCAAGAAAGAAACUCAGGGAUCAAGAAUCAAGUAAGACAAAUUCCCAUUUGCAAACCAUGAAUGAAAAUAAUCAUGAUGUGGUUGUUAAAUCAGAAGAAUCAGAUAGUUCUUAUGUACAGAGUGUUGAAUCUUCCUCAGUUGAUGAUGGGGACUCUACCUUAUCCACCGGAGGAGUUGAAACAAGGACAACAAGCUUCUCUGGAUCUGUAUCAAAUUACAGCUUUAACUCAAUUGAGGGUUUCACAGAAAGGGGAAAUAUCUCCCCAUGUAUCAGUGAUGAGCAGAGCCCAACCGGAAGACAAGAUUCAGCCAGUUCCCAGAGAAGUGUUUCCCAUCAUGAUUACACUGCUAAUAACUUUUCCCAGUCGAAUCAUUCAUCAUCUAAUUCUCAGAAUAUGCAAGAUAUUGGUGCAUCAUCUCCUAAGAUGUCCAGUGCUUCUAACAACCGUCUGGAAGCUGCAGAAGAUAAAACUGAAGAGCUACGGGCAGAAGCAAAGAUGUGGGAGAUGAACGCAAGAAAACUAAUGGGUGACUUGGACAUGCUGAGGACAGAAUUCUCAGAUCAAUCCAAAAAACUGGAAGGUCUGGAAAUGAACCUUUCAGAAGCUUAUGUAGAACGUGAUAGUUUUAAAAAAGUAGUUGAGGAGUUAAAAUUGUCAUCAGAGGAUCCUACAGUGAGGCAGAAAGCAUCGGAAGAUUCAAUAUCUCAAAGUGAGUGCAUUCCAGACAUUGAAAAAUCUCUAAAAGAUGAACUGAAGUUUCAGAAAGAAUCCAAUGCUAACUUGUCUUUGCAACUGAAGAAGAGCCAAGAAGCAAAUGUUGAGCUUGUGUCUGUUCUCCAGGAGCUGGAAGAGACCAUAGAACAGCAGAAAUAUGAGAUAGAAAACCUUUCAUCACUACCCUCAAAAUUCAGUGAUCUGGAGAAAUCAUUCCAACAAAGUAUAGAAGAAAAUAAGAGCUUAAUGCACCAACUAGAACAGUUGGAGGAAUCAAAGAAAAGUCUGCUGGUGAAAGUGCAAGAGCUGGAGGGGACCUUGGAGGAUAAAAUACGAGGCAUUGAACAUGCAAGGUUUCCAAACAACAAAGCUCUUUCAGGUGUGGAAAUGGAAUAUGAAAGCAAAUUAUCUGCUAAGGGGGAAGAAAUUUUAAAUUUGAAAGAAAAGCUGGUCGAAUCUCUCCCAGAAAGAUGUAAUGCGGAGACAGUGUCCAGUAAUGUAUCUGAUGGAUGCCUUUUGAGAGAAAUCAAAGUAUUGAAAGAUAAAGUUCAGGAACUUGAGACUGACUGCAAUGAGCUGACAGAUGAAAACCUCGAGCUUUUAGGCCAGCUAAAUGAAGCAAAGAGCAAUUCAAAAGAUGGAAAUGGAUUUCAAAACAAGCUCAAGGAUCAAUCUUUUGAUAGCUUUAAGUCUGAAGUAAGCAACAAUUUGUUCCGAAUAUUCAAUUCAGAAGACAUACUUCAGGGGAAAAGUGCCAAGAAGAUUAUUAAAAAUGAUCAUAUUCCAAUUCAAGAGCUUGAGACUUCUAAAUUAGCUCUAGAAGUCAGAAUCACAGAUCUGAAUAAGGAACUAAUUAAUAGAACAUCUGAGAUGGAAGAUCUUGAGGCUAACUUAUCCUGUAAAGAAAAGGAGAUUGGGGUUCUUCAGAAGCUCCUUUAUCAGUUGGAGGCCAAGGUUUAUGAUCUUGAACAAGAGAAACUUCAACUAGAGGAACACAUGGAGGUCAUCACUAAAGAAAGAAAGCAUGAGCUAGAGCUCCAGGUAUCAGAUAUAGAACGAGAAAAUAAACAAUUAUUGAUGCUGGUUUCUGAUUUAGAAGCCCAACUGAGAAAUUUGACAAAUGAACAAGAGUCCCAUUUAUCAGAGCUUGAGAACUCUAGAUCUCAAGUUGCAAGGCUUCAAGAGAAGAUUAUGGAGAUGCAACCUGAGAUGGAUUCUUCGAUAGAAGAUUUGAACCAAAAAUUAAAGCUGACACAAUUUGAAUGGUCGGAAGCACAGAAAGAAUGUGAAUAUCUCAGAGGAGAAAAUCAGCAGUUACAAAUUACCAUGGAGAAUCUCGUAGAAAAAUGCAAGUCUUUUGAGAAGCUAAAUGGAGAUUUGAAGAAGCAAAAGUUGAAUUUAGAGGAGUAUUGCUCCCUUAUUAGAGUCAGGUUGAGCGAAUCAGAUGAAAGAUUUGCUGAUUGUGCUGAAAGAGUGGAAUACUUGGCGAAGAAAUUUGCUUCAAUGCUGGAAGAUAUUGAAUCAAAGGAGAAGCAUCUAACUUCAGCUUUAGAUGGUCUUUUGGAUAAAAAUAGGGAACAUAUGGAGCAAGAUGAGAUCUUAUUUAGUCAGGUGCAAUUGCAGAAGGUGGUAGAAAUUCAGAACCUCAAAUUAGAAGUUGAAAACCUCAACAUGAAACUUUCAGCAGCCUAUGAUGAAAAAGAGAGAAUAGCUUCCAAUGCUUUGCUUGAAGUAUCCUCAUUACAUGCUGAUAAAUCCAAACUGGAAUCUGCUAUUAAAGAAGUUCAAUUGAAAGUGAUUUUGUCAAAGACUGAGGUUAAUAUGAUGCAGGCGCAAUAUGAACAAAAUCUGAAAGACCUAACAACCGAGCUUUCAGAUUUCAAAACUAAAAUGGAAAUGCUGAUGGAUGAACGUGAAAAUUUGUUGAAGCUGGUGGAGGACUACAGAUCAAGAGAACUGGAAUGCAAAAGCACUAUAACUGCCCUUGAAUUAAAACUUACAGUCACGGAAUAUGAGCGACAACAGUUCAUGGACGAAUAUGGAAAUUUAAAGGUUCAGUUACAACAGGAACAUCAAUUUGAAAAUGAGAUUAUGGUUCUCAAGAAUGAGCUCAACGAUUGCAAUUCUGAGAAAAAGAGCCUGGAAGCCUCAUUGCGCCAGAAAUGUGAACUAUAUGAAGAUUUGAAGGCAGAGAAGACAGCAUUUGAACAAAGAAUAUUAACCUUGGAGAAGGCUUCAUCAGAUCUGGAGGACUGCAAUAGAACUAGAUCAUCUCUUGAAGAAAAGCUUAUGCAGUUGGAGAAUGAGUUGAAGGCAAGAGAAACAAGAUGUAUCCAGGAUCCUGAGCUCAGCAAUAUCAAAAGAGUGAACAGCCAGCAUCAACAGACCAUACAACUACUUGAGCAUGAAAAAGCUGAGUUCCAGAGAAAAGCUCAAGCCCUUGAAGAGGAAUUGAAGCUGAUUAAGGAACAAAAGCGAAAUCAUGUUUCAAAGCUAAACAGGAAAACUUUACCUCUUCAUGAUGAUUUGAAGGCCUCAAAACAGAAUCCUUUGGUGAAGAAUACCAAUCAACAUCGAAUUAACAGGAAAAAGUCAUCUUCAAAGAAUGACAGAGAAAUCCCGAAAGAUCAACAGGAUCCUUAUUACAGCAACAAACAUCAGAGUGAGGUGGAAACUGAACAUGGACUUCAUGACGAAAGUGUUCAUGAUGUUGAAGUAGAUCCACUAUCGAAAACUCGAGUGCUUCAGACUGAACAAGAAAAAGCUCAAGCCAAUGACAUUUAUGAAGUUCAACUUAACAGAUCGUCCUCUCAAGACCGCAACAACCAGGCAAAUGCCCCAGUAAAAUCAAUGGCUGAAGAAGAACUAGUGACUAAAGAAAAGUUUGAACAUACAAAAUCAAAGCUAGAAGCAGAAUUAAUAGACAUUCAGGAGCGAUACUUCCACUUGAGCCUUAAAUACGCUGAGGUAGAAACCGAGCGUGAAGAACUUGUGAUGAAGCUCAAGUCAUCAUCAUCCAAGACCAGAAAAGGAUGGCUCUCAUAGAACUAUGACCACACCAUUGACCUUUGAUACCUUGUUUCACCAAUUUGGAGUGCCACGGAGUUUUCACUCUGCAAAAGGAUGUGUCCCUAUGGAAAUGACUCAUAGAUUAGAAAAAUAGCAAUAAAAGUAUAAUACAGUUGUAAAUAUCAGAAAUUUUGAAGGUAUAAUUACAGUUAAAGUGAUAUUAUGAUUGUCUUGAGCACAAAAUACAAUUAAGAAACUUCCAUUUUUUGUACUUCUACAAGUGUAGCUAUUAUUUACAACAGAAAACAGGAAUAUACAAAAUAAAAAUGUCUCUUCCACAGUGCCA